AUUAAAAAAAAAAAAAAACAGGAUGCAACAUAUCCAUCAACUUGAAGCUUUUCAUACAUCUUCAAAAGCCUCAAAAAAAUUUUUCAAACUUUAAAAAAAGAGAUGGCGUUGAUGAGAAGUCUACUUGGUGCAAAGAAGAUUCUUGGCCUCUACACCGCAGGAGCUUCAACGAGCAAAAGAGCAGCCUCAGUGGCACCACCAAAAGGGUUUCUGGCUGUGUACGUAGGAGAGAGUCAGAAGACGAGAUAUUUGGUGCCGAUCUCAUACUUGAGCCAGCCUUCUUUUCAAGCUCUUCUCAGUAAAUCCGAGGAAGAGUUCGGGUUUGAUCAUCCAAUGGGUGGCUUAACCAUUCCUUGUCCCGAAGAUACCUUCAUCAAUGUGACUUCUAGGAUCCAGUGAUGAAUAACUGAUUUUCCAGUAUUUUAUUCUUGAAGUAGACUUAUUCAUUGUAUAAUAUAUGACUUUUUUAUCUUUCUUCUUGAAAGAGUUGUUCUAAAUGUUUACAAGGUGAAUGUCAUUUUCAUGCAA
Messenger RNA from Brassica oleracea var. oleracea, 528 nucleotides. RefSeq names its product auxin-responsive protein SAUR21-like. The transcript has a single exon. Lineage: Eukaryota; Viridiplantae; Streptophyta; Magnoliopsida; Brassicales; Brassicaceae. The coding region runs from base 103 to 399 and encodes 98 amino acids. Gene Ontology annotation, biological process: response to auxin. The record is from RefSeq and is a predicted model, not a curated record.